Hipposideros armiger (great roundleaf bat) is the source of this 2686-nucleotide messenger RNA. RefSeq names its product membrane spanning 4-domains A1 (gene MS4A1). Gene Ontology annotation, cellular component: plasma membrane; external side of plasma membrane. Lineage: Eukaryota; Metazoa; Chordata; Mammalia; Chiroptera; Hipposideridae. The record is from RefSeq and is a predicted model, not a curated record. The transcript is spliced from 7 exons. Gene Ontology annotation, biological process: cell surface receptor signaling pathway. Bases 217 to 1113 code for a protein of 298 amino acids.
GUGAGUGAAUUAAACCAAAGUAAUUGGGGCAAAGCUCAAGGUAGCAGAAGCUACUUAUUUCCUGUCACCUGGUAUCUGUCAGACAUCCCAGGCCUGGCCUAUCACACUUACCCCUGUGUAUUGGAGAAACUAGCCAUUGAAGUGAACUCAGCAGCAAGCAUCCGAACCAGCCCGUGAGCCUGAAAGCCUUGGAGACUCAGAAGUUUUGAAGGUGAAAUGACAACACCCAGAAAUUCAAUGAGUGGAGAUUUCCCAGCAGAUUCUAUGAAAGGCCCUAUUGCCAGGCAACCUGUUAAAAAAAUAAUUCCCAGGACAAUGCCUUCCGUGGUGGGCCCCACACAAAGCUUCUUCAUGAGAGAAUCCAAGGCUUUGGGGGCUGUCCAGAUUAUGAAUGGGCUCUUCCACUUCGCCCUAGGCGGCCUCCUGAUGAUCUACGGCAACAUCUAUACACCCCUUUGUAUAACUGUGUGGUACCCUCUCUGGGGAGGCAUUAUGUAUAUCAUUUCUGGAUCACUCCUGGCAGCAGCGAAGAUGAACUCCAGGAAGAGUUUGGUCAAAGGGAAAAUGAUAAUGAACUCAUUGAGCCUCUUUGCUGCCAUUUCUGGAAUAAUUCUUUUGUUCAUGGACAUAUUUAAUAUUACAAUUUCUCAAUUUUUUAAAAUGGAGAGGCUGGACCUUAUUAAAGUUCACAUGCCAGAUUUUGACAUAAACAACUGUGAAUCAGCUAACUCCUCUGAGAAAAACUCUCCCUCUAACCAAUAUUGUUCCAGCAUUCGAUCUGUGUUCUUGAGCAUUUUUGCAGUGAUGCUGAUCUUCUCCUUUCUCCAGAAGCUCGUGACAGCUGGCACUGUUGAGAAUGAAUGGAAAAAACUGUGCUCCAGACCCAAAGCUGAUGUUGUUCUCCUGUCGGCUGAAGAAAAAAAAGAAAAUGUGAUUGAAGUAAAAGAAGAAGUGGUGGAGCUGACUGAAAUAUCUUCCCAACCAAAGAAUGAAGAAGAAGACACUGAAAUUAUUCCAGUCCAAGAAGAAGAAGGAGAAGACACAGAAAUAAACUUUCCAGAGCCUCCCCAAGAUCAGGAAUCCUCACCAAUAGAAAAUGAUAGUACCCCUUAAACUACUUUUUUCUGUUCUUUUCUGUCUCCCUUUUCUAAGCAUUAGUGUUCAUAGCUUCCAGGAAGCAUAGCUAACCCCAUUUCUUGAGGUUCUCUGUGUGUAUCCACAUCUCACUCUGGUCUUCGCACGGAGCAACCACAGCCCCCACCGCUCUCUCAUUCAGAGAAUACAGCCAUUGUGGCAGGCUGUGUCCUAAUGUUUCUUGUUUGGAGCAGCUUUCUUACAUUAAAAUUAAAAGGUAGAAUGUGAUUUUCUUUGCCUUGGAUAAGCUGUAGUAGUAGCAGCAGCAGUUUCUUUUCAUUUCUUCCCUUCUCAACAGGGAACUGCACCCUGAUGCAAAAGAUAAAUGACUGCUCCAUGCCCUCCCUAAACUAUCUCUAAUUCUUUCCACAUCUAUAUUUUUGAUGGAGUCCCAUUGGCACCAUUGUUUUAAGGACAGUAAAAAAUAAUUAUAAUGAGAUGCAAAAAGGAACCUAGUCUAUCUGUCUUCUUAUGGGAAUGACACUGUGGCACAUUCUUAGAGCCUCCACACCCUCAGGGAAGCCCUAAGUGGACAACACCCAAUCCUUUCUUUAUACAAAUAGCACAGUUUAUGCUAUCUGUCUUGUUUCCCUAACUCCAGCUCUAGGUUCUUGGUUACAUUGUCAACCUACCUUUAGGAAAGAGAAGAAAGCAUGAAAGGAAAAGGCUAUGAGUAUCCAAAUCCCAAAGGAUAAUCAACACUUAUAUUUGUACAAUAUUUUCCAGGUCACAGAGUAGUUUAUUAAAUAAUUGCAUUUGAUCUUCCAUCAUCAAGAAAAAAAAAUCCCUAUUUUACAAAUGUUUCAAAAAAGCUAAGUAACUUGUAAAUAAGUAAAGGUAAUUUGUCAAUGGUUACAGCUAGUAAUUUUGAGAGUCUUGUUUCAUACCCAGAUCUUACUACUCAAAUCCUGUAAUGUCUGAAAUACCCAAAUUGCCUAUCCAAUGCCUGCAUAAACUACUAGAGCUAAGUCAACAGGUUUUAUCAAGCACCUACCCUCUGACCAGCAUGACACAGAUGUUGAGCAAGACACAAAAGAAUCAGAAAUCAGGUUUUACCCCUUGGGAAUAAAAAGACUUAGACAUUCACCACCUUAGAAAACUACUGACAUCAUUGAUAUGUAAUUAGCUGUCAUGCUGCAGAUUAUAUGAUGCAGACACUAAGUGCUAUAGACAUCUUAAGAAAGAAGAUCAUGCAGGAAAAUAACAUGAUUAGUUACAAUGCUGAAUCUCAGGCAAUAGCUACCCUACUUCUUGAUUCUUGUUCAUAUUCAGAGAUACUAGUACCCAAUGUAGAAAGAAUGUUAACCUAGGAAGAUGUCUCUAUAAUCUAUCAACUACCUUUGAGCGUUUGCUAUAUGUUGAGUGCUUCCAGAUUCUGGCAGGUAAAUAGACAAUGUAACUUUCACUCCCUGUGAUAUUUCCACUUUGUAAGGGGCCGCCAAUGGAAGAUAUUUCCUGAUUAGAAAAAAGGAGGUAGGGUAUUUCUUUGUCUAUGUAAAGUCCUCAAAAUUAACUUUGAAUAAAUAAAAGGAUAUUUGUGUUUGUGUCUGCA